UUAAAAAAAUAUUACCCCACUCUCCCCUUUGUGUACUUUAGAUGAGUUUUUCUCCCCCAUGGACUUGAAAAACUGGUCUGAAAGCAGACAGUAUUGCAGAGACCGCGGUGAGGAUCUGCUCAUCAUUAAGAGUGAAGAGAAGCAGAGACGUGUAACCUCAUUCAUCACAGAGAAGGUGAAAAUGCCUGUGUGGCUGGGGUUGACUGAUGCCGAGAUCGAGGGCAACAUGACAUGGGUGGAUAAUUCACCACUGAAUGAAGGGUUUUGGAUGAGAGGUGAGCCGACUAACAAUGAUGGAAUUGAGGAUUGUGUAUUUAUGAAUGCAAUAUCUUCUCCGAACUGGAAUGAUGUCCCCUGCUCAAUACUAGCACGCUUCAUUUGUGAAUGAAAGAGUUGUUCUUCAUUCAUUCAUUCAAUGUUGUCAGCUCAGUUCAUCAUAUAUACGCUGCUGUCUUGUCAUUUAUUUUGUAAGCUAAUGCUAAUAAAAAGGAGGCAUGUCUAUCCACAUUCACUCUCUGGACUAUUAUUCCCUGAAUCAUUAAUCCCUGAUUUUAUGAGCAUUACUCCACAUACUAGCGGUAGAUCACGUUUAGUCUGUUUUAGGCUGUAUUAGUGUGCACAGAGAUAGUUUUUUACAGCAAAGAUGUCAUAUGCCAUUAGUAAAAUAAAAAUAAAAACAACAAUACAUGAGAUGCUCUUACACCAGACUCAAUGUUAUCUGGAUGCAGACUUGCACAUGCAAUCUUAGACAUGCAGUCUCAGACACAUGAUCUCAAUAGAGUUAGUGAUGUCACUCUGAGGGGCUGGGUUAUGCGUACUCAUUAAAAUCAUUGCAUGAAGUCUCAGCUUUCAUCUGCGGUCUGCAGCCAGUGGCUCUAUUCUCAAUAUAAGACGACUGACACAACAUCAAGAUGACACGCCUCUUCCUCACAUCAUACAGUAAGUACAGUGAUUUCUGCUUCUUCAUCAUUGUUUUAUUGUUCUUGAAUAGAGCAUUACUGCCAUAAUGGAUCAGAGACUCACAACCUUACUCCCCAGACCUUUCUGCACUCACACAUUAAGAAAUAAUUGAUAAUAAUACGAACCUUUGGAUAUCGUAUAAAUUAAACCACAUUCUGUCGUCUCCUCCUGGAUUCUAAAGCUCUUUUAAUGUUUACUGAUGAUCACCAUUCAUUAGCUUGGAAAGUGAUUUGAUGAGACGCCUUUCUUAAACAGCACCUAUUAUGCAGAGAUUACUUUGAUGCAGGUUUUAAACCCAGUAGUGUGUGUGUGUGUGUGUGUGUGUGUGUGUGUGUGUGUGUGUGUGUGUGUCAGGAGUGUGUGAGUAUCUCCAGCAGCCUCUAAUAGUAAAGAUGAGUGAAUUGUGUUUGUUAUAAUCAGACUUGAUGCAGAAACACUUUGAUUGGCAUUCUCCC
Molecule: messenger RNA, 1415 nt
Organism: Danio rerio (zebrafish)
Lineage: Eukaryota; Metazoa; Chordata; Actinopteri; Cypriniformes; Danionidae
Source: RefSeq, a predicted model, not a curated record